AUAGCUAGCUUUAGCUAAAACAUGCAAAAGCUCAACCAAAACACCAAAAGCAGUUUUUUCUUCAUUGCUUAUCCCCUUAAUUAAUUAUCAAGAAUCCAAAUUAAGUAAUGGGAUCUGAAACCCCACUUAGGCUUCCAGUGAUAGACUUCUCUGAGGGAAACCUAAAACCAGGUACUGAAGAGUGGGAUUCAGUGCGAUCCCAAGUUUUCGAAGCACUAAAAGAAUAUGGUUGCUUUGAGGCCUUUUAUAACAGAGUUCCGUCUGACCUUAAAAAGGGCGUUGUUGGUGCGAUAGAAGAGCUCUUUGAGUUGCCAUUGGAGACCAAAUUGAAAAAUGUCUCCAAGAAACCUUUUCAUGGGUAUGUUGGACAGUACCCUCAAGCUCCAUUAUUUGAGAGUAUGGGCAUUGACGACGCCGAUGUGCCUGAAAAUGUUGAUAGCUUGACCAAUACCUUGUGGCCUCAAGGAAAUCCCGCUUUUAGCAAGACUGUGGUUUCAUACUCGGAGCUAGUAUCAGAACUGGAUCAAACAGUCAGGAGGAUGAUCCUUGAGAGCUUGGGUGUUGAGAAAUACUUAGAUGAACAUAUGAACUCUACAAACUAUCUUUUAAGAGUGAUGAAAUAUAAGGGUCCACAAACCACAGAGACAAAGCUUGGCCUACAUCCUCACACUGACAAAAACAUCGUCACCAUAUUAUACCAAAACCAAGUUGAUGGGUUAGAGGUAAAAACCAAAGAAGGUGAAUGGAUAAAUGUUAAACUUUCACCACAUUCUUUUGUUGUCAUGAUUGGAGAUUCUCUCUAUGCAUGGGCAAAUGGUCGAUUGUACUCUCCAUACCAUCGAGUUAUGAUGAGUGGAAAUGAAGCAAGGUAUUCUGCUGGAUUGUUCUCGAUACCAAAAGCUGGUUACAUGGUAAAAGCUCCAGAGGAGCUAGUUGAUGAACAACAUCCUCUGCUCUUUAAGCCAUUUGAUCAUGUAAAGUUCCUUGGAUUCUACUAUACAGAGUCCGGUCAGAAAUCUGAAUCUGCUCUGAAGGCUUAUUGCGGUGUUUAAUGUUUGAAACAUUAUAGCACCUUAUCUACUAGUAUAAUAAUAUCAUGUCCAAUAAUAAUAAAUAAUUUUCAAAGUUGUCAAUUUGUGUAACCUGCUUGAUAUUUCUUUUUUUUAGCAAUAUGUAUAAUAA
Molecule: messenger RNA, 1182 nt
Organism: Jatropha curcas
Lineage: Eukaryota; Viridiplantae; Streptophyta; Magnoliopsida; Malpighiales; Euphorbiaceae
Product: putative 2-oxoglutarate-dependent dioxygenase AOP1
Source: RefSeq, a predicted model, not a curated record